This is a messenger RNA of Castor canadensis (American beaver), 5095 nucleotides long. NCBI's taxonomy places the organism in Eukaryota, Metazoa, Chordata, Mammalia, Rodentia, Castoridae. The record is from RefSeq and is a predicted model, not a curated record.
GCCUGUUCUGCUCUUUUAUCUGUUUCUUUGGAUGUUAGCCUCCCUUAUGUCUUGAACAUGACUCCUGUCCACCCUGGUGUUGCUCUCUGCAGUGUCAUGCUUCUUGAUUAUGUAAACCAAAUGAUGUUUAAGGAUCUUUGUAAAAGUGCUUGGGUCAUUCUGUUUUCACAACCUGAUUGUUGAGAGAGUGGAUCAAACCAGUAGUUCUACUGCUGCCAUAACAAAUUACCACAAACUCAGUGACUUAAAAAAAAAAAGAACAUUCAUUAUCUUAAAGUUCUGUGGAGUGGAAGUCUGACACCUGUCUUGUUGGACCAAGAUCAAUGGGUGGACCUGAAUUCUUUCUGGAGGCUUGGGGAGAAUUUAUUUGCUUGCCUUUGAGUUUUUGGAGACAGCCCACCUUCCUUGGCUCAUGGCCUUUGCUGUGGUUUGAAUGUUAUCUCCCAGAAUUCAUGAAUUGGAAAGUUGAUCCCCAGUCACAAGUGACUGAUACUUGGAGGUGGUGCUUUUGAUAGCACCCUCAUGAAUUGAUUAAUCUAUGGACUAAUGGACUAUUAAGGGGAUGGUUUGUUGUGAGAGUGAGCUCUCUCUGGAAAGCUUGUUCUGUCUUGUCAUGUGAUACCCUGCAUCACCUGAGGACUUUGCAGAGUCCUCACCAGUAAAAAGGCCCUCACCCUUGGACUUCUCAGCCUUCAGAAUUGCAAGAAAUAUGUUUCUUUUCUUUAUAAAUUACCCAGUCUCAGGUAUUUUGUCAUAGCAACAAGAAAGAAGACUAACACAGCCCCCUUCCUCCAUCUCCAAAGCCAGUACUGAACCUGGACUCAAAUCAAAAUGCUCUGAAGAACAAGAGGCACCUUUCCCGAGAGGCACUGCAUCAUGACCAGAGACAAAGAGCCUAUUAUCAGACAUUUUCGUUUUGUUUGCAUCGUGACCUUAAUCAUUGGAACCAUAAUCCAGUUCUCUGAUGAAAGCACAUUUGUAGUGGACAUGUCAAAAAGGCAUCUUACUCAUGUUCCAAGAGACCUGCCACCAGCAACUAAAGUCUUGGAUUUGUCUGAAAACUGUAUAUCUGACCUUCAGAUCUCUGACAUUAGCUUUUUGUUGGGGCUGGAAGUUUUAAGACUCUCCCAUAAUAGAAUCCAGACACUUGAUUUUAAUGUUUUUAAGUUUAACCAGCAUUUGGAGUAUUUGGAUUUAUCUCACAAUCAGUUGCAAAACAUAUCUUGCUACUCUGUCGUGAGUCUUCAGCAUUUAGACCUCUCCUUCAAUGACUUCAGCACACUGCCCGUCUGUAUGGAAUUUGGCAACCUGACACAGCUGAGUUUCUUAGGAUUAAGUGCUACAAAAUUCCAUCAAUUAGACCUACUCCCAACUGCUCACUUGCAUCUAAAUCACAUUCUUCUGGACUUAGGAGGAUAUUAUGUGAAAGAGGAUGAGGCAGAAAGUCUUCAAAUUCUGAAUACAAAAAUACUCCACCUUGUUUUUCGGCCAAAUAGUUUAUUCUCUGUCAAGGUGAACAUAUCAGUUAAUACUUUCGGGUGCUUACAACUGACUAAUAUUAAAUUAAAUGAUAAGAACUGUCAAGUUUUAAUUACAUUUUUAUUAGAACUCACUAAAGGUCCAAACUUACUGAAUCUUACCCUCAACCACAUGGAAACAACUUGGAAAUGCUUGGUUAGAGUUUUUCAAUUCCUUUGGCCCAAACCUGUGGAAUAUCUCAAUAUUUACAAUUUAACAAUAGUUGAAAACAUUGAUGAAGAAGGUUUCACUUAUUCUAAGACAGCGUUGAAAGCACUGAAUAUAGAACAUGUUACAAAUCAAGUUUUCAUUUUUUCCCAGACAGCGUUAUACACGGUGUUUUCUGAGAUGAACAUUGUGAUGUUAACCAUAUCAGACACACCUUUUAUUCACAUGCUUUGUCCUCAGGCACCAAGCACAUUUAAGUUUUUGAAUUUUACCCAGAAUGUAUUCACAGACAGUGUUUUUCAAAAUUGUUCCACUUUAGUGAGGUUGGAGACACUUAUCUUACAAAAGAAUGGAUUAAAAAAGCUUUACAAAGUAGGGCUCAUGACAGAACAUAUGCCAUCUCUGAAAACCUUGGACGUCAGCUGGAAUUCUCUGGACUCCCCUAGACAUGAGGAAGACUGCACUUGGGCUGAGAGCAUAGUAGUGUUGAAUUUGUCGUCAAAUGUGCUUACAGACUCUGUUUUCAGAUGUCUACCUCCCAAGGUCAAGGUACUCGAUCUUCACAAUAACAGAAUACAGAGCAUUCCUAAACAAAUCACGAAGCUAGAGUCUUUGCAAGAACUCAAUGUUGCUUUCAAUGCUUUAGGUGACCUUCCUGAGUGCGGCACCUUCAGCAGCCUUUCAGUGCUGAUCAUAGACCAUAACUCCAUUUCCCACCCAUCAGCUGACUUCUUUCAGAGCUGUCACAAGAUUAGGUCAAUAAAAGCGGGGGACAACCCAUUUCAAUGUACAUGUGAGCUACGAGAAUUUGUCAGGCGAAUAGGCCAAGUAUCAAGUGAAGUGGUAGAGGGCUGGCCUGGUUCUUACAAGUGUGAGUACCCAGAAAGCUACAAGGGAACCCCACUAAAGGACUUCCACAUGUCUCCAUUAUCCUGCAACACAGCUCUGCUGAUUGUUACCAUUGGGGCCACCAUGCUGGCGUUGACUGCUAUUGUGACCUUUCUCUGCAUCUACUUUGAUCUACCCUGGUAUCUCAGGAUGGUGUGCCAGUGGACCCAGACCCGGCACAGGGCUAGGAAUGUCCCCUUAGAGAAACUCCAAGGAAGUCUUCAAUAUCAUGCCUUUAUUUCAUACAGUGAACAUGAUUCUGCCUGGGUGAAGAGUGAAUUGGUACCUUGCUUAGAGAAAGAAAAUAUACGGAUUUGCCUCCAUGAGAGAAACUUUGUUCCUGGCAAGAGCAUUGUGGAAAAUAUCAUAAACUGCAUUGAGAAGAGUUACAAGUCCAUCUUCGUGUUGUCUCCCAACUUUGUCCAGAGUGAGUGGUGCCAUUAUGAACUCUACUUUGCUCACCACAAUCUCUUCCAUGAAGGGUCUAACAACUUGAUCCUGAUCUUGCUGGAACCCAUCCCACAGAACAGCAUUCCCAGCAAGUAUCACAAGCUGAAAGCUCUCAUGACACAGCGGACUUACCUGGAAUGGCCCACAGAGAAGAACAAACGUGGACUUUUUUGGGCAAACAUUAGAGCUGCUUUUAACAUGAAAUUAAUACUAGACGUUGAGAACAAUGACAUGAAAAGUUAAAAAAAGUUGGGGAAUUCAACUUAGGAAGCCAUUAUUAGUUGGACUCUGAUGAACAUUACGAUUUUAAGUUAUUUUCUGGAGGUGCUUCUGUUAUGAUUUGGGUAUAAAAUGUUCCCAGAGUCUCAUGUGCUGAAGGCUUUGGGGACAAAGUUAGAGGUGCUAUUGAGAGGUGACUACUGGGUCAUGAGGGCACAAACAGCACCAGUGGAUCAAUCCACUGAUAAGUUCGUACUGAAUGGGCUGUAAGAGGUGGGGCUUAGUUGAAGGAAGUAGGUCACUGGUGCAUGCCCUUGAAAAGCCUAUCUUGUCCAGGCCCCUUUCUCUCUCUCUCUGCUUCCUGGCCACUAGAAGGUGAGCAGCCUUCUCUGCCACAACUCCUGGUGCCAUGAUUUUCUGCCUUGCCUCAGGCCCAAAGCAACGGAAGCAGCCAACCUUGAACUGAAACCUCUGAAACCAUGAACCAAAAUAAACCUGUUCUCCUUUGUUUAUCUCAGAUAUUUUGUCACAGUGAUGCAAAGCUGACUAGCACAGCUUCCACUUUCUCCACAUCUUUGGGAAAGGCUUAGUAAAAGCCUUGUUUCAACUGAGCUAGGGAAUUAGGCUUGGGGUAGGGGGUGAAGGUGGUGUUCAUUUUGCCAAUUAGAGACGUUUAAUCUCUUCUGAUUUAACUGUUCACUCUCACAUGACUGAAUGAUCACUCAGGGAAAGGUCCCUCUCUUGUUUCCUUUCCCAAAUAGACUCUGUUUGAGCAGGAUUCUGUGUGGUUUCAUGCCAGCAGGAAGACAGUCACUCUCAGAAUUGUACACGCUGGUCCUUAGAGUAUCCUAUGGUCCUCAUUGGUCUCUCAGUGAGCUUUAUCAUGUGGUCACCCUUGGGACUUUAGAAAAAAUUUGACCACUUAUGGAAUAUAUGAAAGCAUUUUUCCCCACAUCUGAGUAAUAGCUGAUGACUAUUUUGACCCUACUACACAAAUAUCUAAUAACCAGUGGGGAGUCAUGGCAUAACAAUGUAUGUAUACAUAGAAAAUAUGGCCUUAAUCAUAAACUAUUGAGGUGAAAGACAUGGGUAUCCUUGCUUGCCAAGGAAACUGAAAGCCAAAUUUAGUGUAACUUGAUAUUGAAUAAUAUUUUUUUUCUGCUUGUUUUAGAAUUUUGGCCAACGUACAAAGCUGGCAAAAGGCAAUUUCCUUCCACAUUCCAGAGAUACCAGACAUGGGUAGCCUGGACUUCCUAAAAGAGCAGAAAGAGGCCAGUAAUUAUCAGCCCAUAUUACCAUCUCCAGAAGACUAGAUUCAAAAGAGUGUUUAGAGAGUCAUUAAAUGGAGGUUCUGGAUCCUGGGGAGGUGGCUUUGAAUUUCUCUCCAAGGCAAGCAAAAGAAGCUGUAACAUCAUAGCAAAGUAGCCUGAUGUCUCACCUCUAGACUGAAAGCUGGCAGAGUAAGAGUUCAGCACAGCAGACAGAGUGUGGUGUGAGAGCUCUUGGGAAGUGUAGUGAAUGUACCCUAGAGUGCAGGGAUGGUGGGGAUUGUGACAUGGGGACUGGUAAGUAGUGCUCAGAAAACAUAGGUGCUGGGUAAGUAAUUAAUGAGUGAACAAGUAAUUGCUUCCUUCUUGAGGAAUUCAAAGGUGAGAAGUUGGCAUGGGGAGCCCCAAAUGGUGAGAGAAGGGAAGCUAUUGUAGCAACCUGCUCUUCCAUUUUUGGCAUGACAAAAGCAAAUGAAUUUCCUGUGUGCCAUGCUGUGCAGGAGAAGGGUAGUUGCAUUUGAGUUGCUGUGGUGAUGGGACCUCAGCUAAUAAGGCAGCCUGUUGUGCAAAGGGACUGUGGCACC